Molecule: messenger RNA, 3630 nt
Organism: Toxotes jaculatrix (banded archerfish)
Lineage: Eukaryota; Metazoa; Chordata; Actinopteri; Toxotidae
Gene: efnb1
Product: ephrin-B1
Exons: 5
Coding region: 943-1938 (331 amino acids)
Biological process (GO): axon guidance; ephrin receptor signaling pathway
Cellular component (GO): plasma membrane
Molecular function (GO): ephrin receptor binding
Source: RefSeq, a predicted model, not a curated record
GCACACACCGGAUCGCGGAGAGUUCUCCAGACGUUAAAAAACACAUACACCGGCAUGGAAACGUUGGCGAGCGGAUUUAGAACCACCGAGCGGCCUGGUGAGCGGGUCUAACCUUCCCUCGGCACCCCCCCCCCCUUCCUUUGUGUGUGUGUCCGUGCAGCGACAAACACGGGAGCUGUAUUUACGCACCGGCCACGCAGCAUGCCCGAGUUGGACUAGAGGCUACCCUGCUGGAGCGCAACACGCACGCGGAACACCGCUGAGAGCCGGGAGGAAUAUUUACAAUAGAAACUCAAUUCCUUUGCGAAGAAGAAUAGCACACGAGGGGGGAGCGGAGGAGUGAAAGAUAACACUGGAAUGAAGUGGACCUCGGGAUUCCCAGCGUGCUGCGGAGUUGUGACUGAUGGAUGAAUGUGGUCAUCUGUAGGUUAUAUACAGCGACAGGUACAGACACCAUCAGGGGAGCUUUGACAAAGACACGGCGCAGCGCUUCAUCGGCAGCCGCAUCGCCAGAUUGUGUGUGUGUCUCCAGAAACUGUGCGACUGGUUAGAUCGGUUUCACCACACAUCAGAUCGUACUGUCGGGUUGUCUCUUUAGAGCAAAAAGAAAGGAAAAAAGAAAAAAAAAAGGUCGUGAAGGGCAGUUUUUGUCUCAGCCACAGGUCAACCAGGACAUUCGGGGGCUGCUUUUCCCUUCCAGAUCCAAUCAAGAACCGGGGGCUCCUUCUUCUGCACGUCUCCUGCGGACAGUUCAGUCAAGGACACGGGGGUCUGGAGCAUUUUUUUAAGAAGUCGGACAGAGGGACAUGUAUCUGAUAUCGACCUCACAUGCUCCCGACUGAUCGUAGCUCACCUUUCCACCGGGCGAACCACAGAUAAAGGCUGCCAGGCGCACUGUCCGACGCUCUGAGUUAUCGGCUCACUGUCUGUACAUUUAUCAGAAUGGCGGGACUCGGUUGUUGGAAGUAUUACCUCUGGAUCUUUAUUUUAAUGUGCAGGUCGGCGUUACCUACAGCAAAAUCGCUGGAGACUAUAAUUUGGAGCUCGCAGAAUCCCAAGUUUCUGGCUGGAAAAGGCCUGGUGAUCUACCCAGACAUCGGGGACAAGCUGGACAUCAUCUGUCCCAAAGCGGACCAAGGCAGAGAGUAUGAGUACUACAAGCUGUACCUGGUGAAGAAGGAGCAGGCGGAGAGCUGCAGUACAGUCCUUGAUCCUAAUGUCCUGGUCAACUGUAACAAGCCCGAGAAGGACAUCAAGUUCACCAUCAAAUUCCAGGAGUUCAGCCCCAACUACAUGGGCCUGGAGUUCAAGAGGAACGUCAACUACUACAUCACCUCAACCUCCAACGGUACAGUCGAGGGCCUGGAGAACCGGGAGGGAGGCGUGUGCAAGAGCCGAGCCAUGAAAGUCAUCAUGAAAGUCGGACAAGUUCCAAACGCAGCGAACCCUGUGGCGCCGGAGGCUCCAGAAGACAACACCAUACCGGAGUCCAGUUCCAGUCCGCCUGACCAGGGUCGGAUUGGACCCGAGAUGCCAGGAAACUCUGACCACAUGAAUCAGGACCAGGGUUCCUCAGCGAACUCGGACGGCAUCCUUGGAUCCAGAGUGGCCGUGUUCUCCGCCAUCGGGGCCGGCUGCAUCAUCUUCCUCCUGCUCAUCCUCCUCCUCGUCAUCCUGCUUAUCAAGAUGCGCAAGCGCGCCAGGAAAAACGCCCACUCGCAGCCCCGCCCCUCAGCACUGUCUCUCAGCACGCUGUCCAAUCCCAAGAUGCCCGGGGGCACGGCUGGCACGGAGCCCAGUGACAUCAUCAUUCCGCUGCGGACAGAGAACAACUACUGCCCUCACUAUGAGAAGGUGAGCGGCGAUUAUGGCCACCCCGUCUACAUUGUCCAGGAGAUGCCACCGCAGAGCCCUGCCAACAUCUACUACAAAGUCUGACACGCUCCGCACAGCCAGCGACACAGCCAGGAGAGAGAGAAAGAGAGGAGCGCUUGAUUUAUAAUCUUUGGAAGAACACCUUCCUUUGCAUUCUGGGGACUUGAUGCUCCUUCAAGCCCCUGUUAUUUCUACCACCUGCUGCACAAAUCUGGAGAGACACGCACUGACCAGUAACCAGCGGGAUUGUGAGCUGACUGAUGAGAGGUUUAUUCUGUUUGUUUGGGUUGUCUGACAAUCCCCACCCCUCCUUUUCCUCCCCCUCCCCUCACCUCCCCACCUUCUACGUCUCCCUGCUGUGCUCCGACACGGGGGCGGGGCUGGAGCGAACCAACAGAUGGAACUCUAGCUUCCUGAUUUGCUGUCCCCUUUAAUGGGCAGGAUAUAACUUAUCUCAGUUCCCCGAAGUACAGUCUGUGCUACACCCAAUUAAACACACCAUCCUAGCACACUAGCCAGGAACAGGCAGACACAGGCCCUGAAUGCCACUCAGCCUGCAGUCUGUGUGCAAGCAUAAAAUGUGUGUGUGUGUCUGCGUGCGUGUGUGUGUGUGUGUGUGUGUUAGCCAGGGCUCCGUACUGGGCCAGGAAACUCUCCAGAUAGCUCAGGUAUCAGACACAGUGUGUGAAAUAAUGUGUUCCUCUCCCUUCGCACCUCUGAUGUUUGCCUUACUUACUAUUUUUGAUGGAGGAUUUCCUCGAACCCUGAGUCAGUUCACAAAGCAGUUGUAUUUUGUUAGACUUUUCCUACAAGUGCACAAUGUAUAGAAUUGAAUAGAUCAUCAUUAUUACUCCAUCUUCUCACCGCCCAUGUCAUCCAUCACACUCUUGAUUUUUUGUUCCCAAGUCAGUCCCUUGACCUGGACUUUUGAUGUCGAGGUGUGUAUGUGAGUGUGUGUGUGACCUUCUCCACUGGUCUGAUGUGAGUGUUACCAUUACUCUGGUAUUUAUGACCUACUUCUGUGUAUCUGAAGGUGUGUCCUCUGUGUGUGGUGUGUGUGUGUGUGUGUGUGUGUGUGUGUGUGUGUGUGUGUGUGUGUGUGCGUGUGCGUGUGCGUGUGUGUGUGUGUUUGGGCAUGUCCAGACCAGUCUUAUAUCUGGGCAGACUUAUUGGCUUAGGGGUAGAACAGCAAGUUACUGUAGCAUAAGCUGCAAAAACAAGACAGACAGACUGAAGGCGCCGACAGACAGAAAUGCCCGAGAUCUUACAAAACCCUUCUAGUGCUCCAGCUGGCAUCAAUUGAAGGCUUUAUUGUGUCUGAUGAGCUUUCAGGGAGAUGGUUUUUAAGACAGCAGGCAGGUUGAUAUUUGUUUGUUCUAGCCUCUGGUGCUACAGUGUAAGCAUCAAACAGUCAGUUUGGUGCCUGCUGCCUGGGCGAGAUGGGCGUAGGUUUGACGGUCGACACUGAUUGGCUGGCCUACAUAGGUAGGAUGCCCUAUAUAUAAGUUGGAUGGCGAGCUACGGCUGAACAUUGGGAUACAGUAUUGUCAACUGCCAAUUGGCUGCCAUCUGUAGAUGAGUCAGUGGAGUGCGCAGUCAGUGUCGUCGCCAGCGUGUGACUAAUCUAUGUGCCAUCUCCAUGCCCACACUCACCAGCCAGGGAGGAGAGAGAGAGAGAGAGAGAGAGAGAGAGAGAGAGAGAGCGGCGGAUAAAGGAGAAAAUGUUCCUGUGACUUGGCUUUAACCUGGCGAAGA